Molecule: messenger RNA, 369 nt
Organism: Fusarium graminearum PH-1
Lineage: Eukaryota; Fungi; Ascomycota; Sordariomycetes; Hypocreales; Nectriaceae
Exons: 2
Coding region: 1-369 (122 amino acids)
Source: RefSeq, a predicted model, not a curated record
AUGGCCUGUGAAGAGGUCGUCGACAUGAUUGUGAAGGUGUUGACCGGGGCGUCCCACCUGGUCACCCUUGUUGAAAAGGAGUGGGGAUACUUCCGGGACUGGAAGACGAAGAGGAAGGAGGCCGAUGAGGAGACGGGCGGUAUCCUGCUUGAUACCGAGGAUUGGCGGGAGAUGGUGGAAGCCCGUUUGACGGUGGUGGAGGAAGAGAUGCUUGCCCGGCGGGAGCCCGUUAACUGGCGCCAACCUCGGAACGCUGGGCCUCUUCCGAUACCACGCGUCGAACGACUCCGGGUUCGGCGCGAUUCCACCAUCAGCUCUGACAGCACCGCCUUCGAGUCUGCUGUCGGCUCCUUCUCUCACCGUGACUGA